This is a messenger RNA of Ornithodoros turicata, 1683 nucleotides long. RefSeq lists its product as uncharacterized. Bases 1 to 1683 code for a protein of 560 amino acids. The record is from RefSeq and is a predicted model, not a curated record. Lineage: Eukaryota; Metazoa; Arthropoda; Arachnida; Ixodida; Argasidae. The transcript is spliced from 2 exons.
AUGGACGGAGAGUUCCACAGGGACACGUUAAACAACUGGGUAGCCCCUUUGCCUUUUCGUAUGCCCCGACGUGAACUCCCUGACAACCGAGAACAGGCGUUUUCUCGGUUCGCUUCGUUACGUCGCACUCUGGACAGGAACGCGGAAAUGAAGAAGCACUUCGUUGCCUUCAUGCAGGAUAUGCUCGAAAAUGGCCACGCUGAGCCAGCACCGCCAAGAAAGGAAGCCAACGAAUAUUGGCACCUCCCCAGCUUCGGUAUGUACCACCCGCAGAAACCGGGCCAAAUCCGGGUAGUUUUCGAUUCAAGUACCAAGUACCAAGGUGUUUCGCUCAACGACUUGCUCCUUUCGGGACCGGACAUGACAAAUAGCCUGAUCGGUGUGCUGCUCCGUUUUAGAAAAGAGGCUGUGGCGGUAACGGCUGACAUCCAGCGAAUGUUUUAUUCCUUCUUCGUACGUGAAGAAGACAGAGACUACCUGCGCUUCUUGUGGUUCCGAGACAACGACACCAGCAAGGAUGUCAUUGAAUACAGGAUGUGUGUACAUGCGUUUGGCAACACAUGCUCUCCCGCUGUUGCGACCUACGGCUUAAGGCGCACCGCACAGGAGGGAGAGCAGGACUUUGGUGCGGACGUUCGACACUUUAUCGAGAGAGACUUCUACGUCGACGACGGCCUCAAGUCCUUACCGACCGAAGAGGAGGCUAUUGAUUUACUCAAAAGGACACAACACAUUCUGAAAGGAGCAAACCUGCGGCUUCACAAGAUAGCCUCUAACUCUGUGGAGGUCAUGGGCGCCUUCCCAUCCGAUGACUACGCCAGGGGCCUUAAAGACAUGGACUUCGACAGAGGUCACGUACCGAUGCAACGGAGCCUUGGACUAAACUGGGACCUAAAGGCAGAUACCGUUCACCUUCAAAGUGCCCGAUUCACAGCCCCAGUGACAGUACAAGGUAGGCUGUUGCUGAGAGAUAUUUCUUCAGAAACGUCAGAUUGGGAUGCCCCUCUCGACCUGAAUGACAACUGGCUAACGUGGCGAGACUCCUUACAUCAUCUUGAACGACUCAAGAUACCACGCCAGUACACUGCAAUCUCUCUCUCCGACGCCCGUCGACGGGAAAUCUGUGUAUCCUGCGAUGCCUCAGAAAAGGCAAUCGCCGCUGUGGCGUACAUCAGAGUCACAGAUGCUGAUGGAAUGCAACACGUGGGUUUUGUGUUUGGAAAAGCAAAGCUAGCGCCGCGCCCCGAACAGACCAUUCCAAGACUUGAGCUAUGUGCCGCAGUGCUCGCCGUCCAUAUCGCAGAGUUAGUCGUCAGCGAGAUCGAUGCUCAUAUCGAUGACAUUAAAUUCUACACGGACAGCAAAGUUGUGCUCGGAUACAUCUUCAAUCAAUCGAGGCGUUUCUACCUCUAUGUCAGCAACCGUGUGAACCGCAUACAAAGAUCUACGAAGCCCGAACAAUGGCAUUACGUUCCCACCGGUCAGAACCCUGCAGAUCACGCCACUAGACCUGUGGCUGCAGAUGCUUUGGCUGGCACGACUUGGCUGACAGGACCGAAAUUUCUCCGGGAAUGUACGGACGCGCAGAGAGAGCGCACAGCCUUCCCGCUUUUUGAACCAGAUCAGGACAAGGAAAUCCGUCCUCAAGUGGCUGUCUCGGCAACUCGCGUAGGAAAUCAAUAA